UCAGAGGAAGGGGUGGGUUUAAGGGCGGAUGCUGAAGCCCAGCGCACGGUGAUCGAUCAGCUGAACAAGGGUGCGGUCCCGGUGGAGAUCCCAGGUCCUCGGCAGGAGCCCACGCUUCUGGGCUCGGCCGGGCCACCAGCUGAACCCUCUCGCUGUCCCUCGCUCGCGCCAGCCCAUGCAUCCUAGGCGCUCCGGGCCAGCGCCUGCGCCGCGCGCGCCUGAUUGGCAGCCCCCAACCUCAGCCCGGGCGCGUCCUCCCACUCAAGCCAAGCUUCAGUCCCCGCCCGCUCCCGGGCCACCACCUCCUCAUCGUCACCCGAGCGGCGGCGGUCGGCGAGGACCUCUCCCGAGCCGGGCCAUGAAGAUCGAGUUUGCGCCGCUCAACAUCCCGCUGGCGCGGCGGCUGCAGACGGCGGCGGUGCUGCAAUGGGUCCUCUCCUUCCUGCUGCUCGCGCAGGUGUGUGUUGGAAUCAUCGUGAUACUGAUCAUUCACAACUACUGGUUCCUCUACGUCCCUUAUUUGACAUGGCUUUACUUUGACUGGCGUACCCCAGAGCAAGGAGGCAGGAGAUCCAACUGGGUCAGAAGCUGGACUGUUUGGAGGUACUUUAAGGACUAUUUUCCAAUUCAUCUCCUCAAAACUUGGGAUUUGGAUCCAAGUCACAACUACAUAUUUGGGUUCCACCCCCACGGCGUGCUCGUUGCUGGAGCCUUUGGAAACUUUUGUACCAAUUAUUCGGACUUCAAGGAGCUGUUUCCCGGCUUUACUGCGUAUCUGCACGUGCUCCCAUUUUGGUUUCGGUGUCCUCUCUUCCGAGAAUAUCUGAUGAGUAGUGGGCCAGUCUCAGUUUCCAAGAAAAGUGUGUCCCACGUGCUGAGCAAGGAGGGCGGUGGAAACAUCUCAGUGAUUGUCCUUGGAGGUGCUGAAGAAUCGCUGGACGCCCACCCUGGGAAAUUCACUCUGUUCAUCCGCCAGCGGAAAGGAUUUGUUAAAAUUGCUUUGACCCACGGCGCCUAUUUGGUCCCAGUGUUUUCUUUUGGUGAAAAUGAACUAUUUAAACAAGUGAGCAACCCUGAAGGCUCGUGGCUUCGGACUGUGCAGGAGAGACUACGGAAGAUCAUGGGGUUUGCUUUACCACUGUUCCAUGCCAGAGGGAUUUUUCAAUACAAUUUUGGCCUAAUGCCAUAUAGGAAACCGAUCCACACUGUUGUUGGCCGCCCGAUCCCUGUUCAUCAGACUCUGCACCCAACUCCAGAGCAGGUUGAGGAGUUGCAUCAGACGUAUAUGGAGGAGCUAAGGAAAUUGUUUGAGGAGCAUAAAGGGAAGUUUGGUAUUCCAGAGCAUGAAACUCUCAUUUUUAAAUAACUAUCCUCUUAGAAGGCAUAACGGAAGAGGAGAGAAUAUCCCAUUGAGAGAAUAAAUAUUGAAAAUAAGUUUAUUUUUUUCUUUGAAUGUGGAAUCAAAUUUGCAACUGAAAAGUAUUAUUUAUGGUGACAAAUGUUGAUGUUUCUCUGUGGUAAAUAAAAAUACAGUCGGUGGCUAUAAGAUAA
Diceros bicornis minor is the source of this 1551-nucleotide messenger RNA. RefSeq names its product monoacylglycerol O-acyltransferase 1 (gene MOGAT1). The record is from RefSeq and is a predicted model, not a curated record. The transcript is spliced from 6 exons. Gene Ontology annotation, biological process: diacylglycerol biosynthetic process; triglyceride biosynthetic process. NCBI's taxonomy places the organism in Eukaryota, Metazoa, Chordata, Mammalia, Perissodactyla, Rhinocerotidae. The coding region runs from base 176 to 1366 and encodes 396 amino acids. Gene Ontology annotation, molecular function: diacylglycerol O-acyltransferase activity. Gene Ontology annotation, cellular component: endoplasmic reticulum membrane.